AUGUCGACAUCUGAUCAUCCAGAGUCAGAUGGUCAGACGGAACGUGCCAAUCGUGUCCUUGAAGAGAUACUUCGAGGAUACGUACACUCCUUUAAGAGUUGGAGUGAGUUUUUGCCAAUGGUAGAGUUUGCCAUCAACAACUCGGUGCAUGCGUCCACGACACAUACACCGUUUUACGUGAAUGGCUUGCGCCAUCCGCGUGUACCCACCUUACUAGAGUGUAACUCUGGUUUAAGGGGGGGAGGGACUCGCGCGAGCAAAAACCGAAUUGGCUCACGCUCAUCACGCUCUGACGAAGAAGUCAUUGCGUUUGAUGCCGAUAUCGAUAACAUCGAUAUCGAAGAAGAUGAUGCCAGUGAGAGUGCGGAAGCCCUAACUGAAGAAGAUGAUCCCAGUGAGAGUGCGGAAGCCCUCACUGAAGAAAAGGUUGAUGUUGCUGCAGUGCGCUCACAGCACACUGAAGCUAACGAGUCAUCAGAUGAGUUCAUACUGGCUCGUGAAACGGUAGUCCGUUUUGUGCAAGACUCCAUCGCCGAAGCGGUGGAUAAGCAAAAGCAAAACGCUGACAAGAAUGGAAGGGCAAACACUCUUUUAUUUAAUAAAGGUGACUUAGUCCUACUGUCUACGGUUAAUCUACCAAAGCACGUAGUGACUAACUUGGGUAGCAGUAAACUACUACCCAAGUACAUCGGCCCUUUUCGUGUAUUGCACCGCCUAGGCAAUGCAUACACGAUCGAAUUACCACGUAAGAUGCGAACGCAUCCCACGUUUUACGUUGGUCGGCUUAAGCCGUACCAUCAGUACGCUGCUUCUUCCGAUGAAGAACGCCCUUGCGCUCAAGCAUCUCGCAGAGAGCCUUGUGCUCCCGAUGGUGGGCAUCAACAAGGGUCUGAAGAGCAACUAUCUCAUCCCGAGACCGAUCAGCAAUCCCACGAGCUACCCUUAGCUCGUCACGAAGAGAUGUCAGAGAUCUCUAGUUCUCAAGCUGAGCAAAUGCAAACUCAGCUCGAUGCUUCGAGGCAGUGUCCGCCAUUUGGAGACGCCUAUUCCGCUCAUGCUCGAGAUCGUCGCGUAACCCUUGCGUUACGCGAUCAAAGAAGCUCUCGGGAACACACCGAUCCACUUGAUCGUGUGGAGAGCGUCUUUCCUCCUCCUCCACCUCCAUUAGAGGACUCUCGCGGUGGCCAGCGCUAUCUAGUUGAGCAGCUGUUGAACCACCGCGACGUGAACGGACGUCGGACGAGUUAUCUCGUCCGAUGGCGCGGCUAUCCCUCGUCCUGGGAUUCUUGGGAGCCCCGCUCCCAACUGAUGAUCGACGUACUGGGUCUGGUUGAGCAGUACGACGCGGCACAUCCUGUGCCGCAGAAGGACCGCCGGAGAAAGUCUUCCCGGCACGGUCGUAAAGGGAUUUCAAGUUGUCAAUCCCUUCGUACAUCUCAAUAG
Peronospora matthiolae is the source of this 1443-nucleotide messenger RNA. Lineage: Eukaryota; Oomycota; Peronosporomycetes; Peronosporales; Peronosporaceae. The record is from the annotation of a GenBank genome assembly.